This is a messenger RNA of Lates calcarifer (barramundi perch), 2782 nucleotides long. It is a transcript of the gene slc25a25a, whose product is annotated as solute carrier family 25 member 25a. Gene Ontology annotation, cellular component: mitochondrial inner membrane. The record is from RefSeq and is a predicted model, not a curated record. Gene Ontology annotation, molecular function: calcium ion binding; ATP transmembrane transporter activity. Bases 97 to 1509 code for a protein of 470 amino acids. The transcript is spliced from 10 exons. NCBI's taxonomy places the organism in Eukaryota, Metazoa, Chordata, Actinopteri, Centropomidae. Gene Ontology annotation, biological process: transmembrane transport.
UUCCUUACCGGCAUUUCAGUACCGUCCCGUGAAGGGGAAAGACGUCGGUGUAUUUAUUUAUUUAUUGUAGUUUGUUUUAAAUUUCGCGGAGCCAUCAUGCUCGGCCUGUGCCUUUACGUCCCGGUGUCCAACUCGGACCCGGUUGAGGUGGAAUAUUUCGAGUCUAACGGACUGCCGUCGGAGCUGAAGUCGCUCUUUAACAAACUGAGCGUGUUCCUGCCGUCUCAGGAGUUUUCAAGCUACCAACGGUGGCGAAAGAAAACUUUAAAAGGGGAAGAAAAUGACUCCGGUGGUCAGCUGGACUUUGAGGAGUUUGUUCACUAUCUGCAAGACUACGAGAAAGACCUGAAGCUUGUGGUGAAAAGUCUCGACAGGAAGAAUGCAGGCCGCGUCGAUCCCAAAGAGUUCAUGCAGUCUCUUCGCGACCUUGGUGUGCAUAUCUCCCUGCAGCACGCAGAGAAAGUCCUUAAGAGCAUGGAUAAGAAUGGAAUGAUUACAAUCAGCAGCAAAGACUGGGGCAUGUACCCGAUGGUGGAGAAGACGGAGAACAUUCCUGAGAUCAUCCUCUACUGGAAACACUCCACGAUAUUCGAUGUGGGUGAGAACCUGAUGGUGCCCGAUGAGUUCACCAUCGAGGAGAAGCAGAUGGGGAUGUGGUGGAGGCACCUGGUCGCAGGUGGAGGAGCUGGAGCCGUUUCCAGGACUUGUACCGCUCCCCUGGACAGACUCAAAGUCAUGAUGCAGGUUUAUGGAUCCAGAACCAACAACAUGUGCAUCAUGAGCGGGCUGACGCAGAUGAUCAAAGAGGGCGGCAUGAGGUCGCUGUGGCGAGGCAACGGCGUCAACGUCAUCAAAAUCGCCCCUGAGUCGGCCCUCAAGUUCAUGGCGUACGAGCAGAUUAAACGACUGAUCGGCAGCGAUAAGGAGACGCUGAGCAUCUUGGAGCGGUUUGUUGCCGGAUCUCUGGCUGGAGUGAUCGCCCAGAGCACCAUCUACCCCAUGGAGGUGCUGAAAACUCGUCUCGCUCUGAGGAAGACCGGACAGUACUCCGGUAUCUCCGACUGUGCCAAGCAGAUUUUCAGGCGAGAGGGACUCGGAGCGUUUUAUAAAGGCUACGUCCCCAACAUGCUCGGCAUCAUCCCCUACGCAGGCAUCGACCUGGCAGUGUACGAGACUCUGAAGAACAGCUACCUGCAGCAGUACGGCGCCAACAGCACCGACCCCGGCGUCUUCGUGCUGCUGGCCUGCGGCACCGUGUCCAGCACCUGCGGUCAGCUCGCCAGUUACCCUCUGGCUCUGAUCCGAACCCGCAUGCAAGCACAAGCGGCGACGGGGGGCAGCCAGCAGGUGACGAUGACGGGGCUCUUCAGGCAGAUCCUGCAGAACGAGGGCCCGACGGGGCUCUACAGAGGCCUGGCCCCCAACUUCCUCAAAGUCAUCCCGGCCGUCAGCAUCAGCUACGUCGUCUACGAGCACCUGAAGACGCAGCUGGGGGUGACCUCGCGCUGACACUCUCCCUCUUUGUCACACUGAAAGCGUGUGACAAACACCCCACGCCCCCGCCCCCUCUAUCCCACGGCUCCUACUAGGGAAUCCCAGGGACCUUUUCUGGCCCCCGCCGUAAGGGGUUUGUUGAGCCAUCUCAUUCUGUGAAUGUCAGCUGACGAAAGACGAGAAAGGACAGUGAACGUUGGAAAGGCCAAGGUGGAGGAUCUGGACUCUGUGAGCUCAGGUUGUUAUGGGGGGUUGUGACCCACGCUGCUAUUUAUGUUUUAAGAGAAGAAGGUGAAUCGAGAGCUGAAACAUGAGGAAUGUAAGUGACUGUAAAUCAAGGACCAAAUGUUUUUGCUCUUCCUGCCAUUUUGUGCUGUUGGUGCCUGAGCAAACGUCCAGUUUAUUUUCAUGUUGGUCUGACAUUGCAGGCUUCGUUCAGUUGGUCGGUUUAAUAUGCAUCGCCAGCACUCUUUGUUAAAUAACUACUUAAUUUAAAAGAAAAAUCUCCCUGUCAGAGCACAUGGCAGACGUAGCAUUAAUAAGCUCUUAAGAAGUUUUAUUCUUUAACAGUUCUGCCUGUAGGAAGAAAUGAUUGCGUCCACAAACGAGAGGGUUUUGCACAUGUGAGUUUGAUCUCUCUUCACCUCUGUCCUGGAUGAAUGGAUGACUGCCUGUGGAGUAUUUAUUUCCACCCUUCCUGUAUUUAUUGUUUUUAUUGUCGAGAAGAAAAAGCGAGAGAGAGCGGGACGUAUAUGCUGCAUGUUUCCUGUGUGAAGAGCCAAAUGUGCGAUUGAUCACAUGUUUUAAAAAGCAGUGUGGUUGUAUUCACGGUGGGAGAUUAACACCAGACGACGGCCUUAACGCGCAGCUGUCGAACACUAAACGGAGUCGUCUGGUGAGCUCUUGAAAAAGGCGUUUGCACCAACAGAAAGUUAUUUUUGUAGUUGCUCAAACAGCUUCAGAUUCUCUCUGUUAAUGUGUGUUAGAUGUGUUUUUUUUGCCCUAAAGUAUAAAUGUCUUAAUGUUCACCUCAGGUUGAAAGGGCAGUUUAUUGUUUAAUUCACUGAAAAACACAGAUAAUGCUUUUUUUUUUCUUUUUUUGGUCUCACAACAUUUAUACUUGCUGAAAAACAAGGGCUUGAAAAAGAUGAGUGACAUAAUGCACUUUAAUCAAUGCUGGAAGGGCCUCUGAAUGAAUGUUGUAUUAAGAGUUAAUUCUUUUUUGUAAAGAAUAUAUUUUAGUGUUUUAAUGGACCAUUCUGAUGCAAAUAAAUGCAAAUUCUUGUCA